AUGGCAAAGACCAUCGACUUUCUCGCCUCGGACGGCGAGGACGACUUCGCCUUCCCUCCACCUCCCACAAAGACCAAAGCGGCACGCACCAACGCCACCCCGUCGUCCAGCAAUCCUCUGAAGCGAGCGCGCAAAGGCCCAAAGGGUGGCGAUCAUGACGCCGACGACAACGACGACAACGACGAUGGCUUUGAUAUCACCUCUUCACUUCUCGCCAGCACUGCUGAUUCAGCUCCAACCCCCACGCCAAAACUCUCUUCGUCUCAGCAAGCCGCCAAAACCGCCUAUGCGGCACGCGCAGCUGCCAAGGACAACGACGACGAUGACGCCCAGUUCAUCGCCUCGGUCAUGCAGCAGGCCAAUAUCAAGGCUGGUGUCGAGGUUGCCAAAAAGGCACUCUCUGGCAAGAACAAGGGCAAGAACAAGGUCGGCUCCGGCGUCGUUACAGGAGGUGGAUCGUUCCAGAGCAUGGGCUUGCAUCCCUCGCUGCUCCGAUCCCUUCUCAUCCGCGGUUUCAACACUCCAACACCUAUUCAGCGCCAGGCCAUCCCUGCCAUCAUGUCGCAGCCCCCGAGAGAUGUCGUCGGCAUGGCACGAACCGGUUCCGGAAAGACGCUCGCCUACCUCAUUCCGCUUAUCAACCGUCUCAAUGGCCGUCACUCGCACACAUUUGGCAUCAAGAGCCUCAUCCUCUGCCCCUCGCGUGAGCUGGCAGUACAGAUCCUUCGCGUUGGUAAAGACAUCGCUCGUGGCUGGAAGGCCGAUCCCGGUGAGGGCCAGGACAGCCGCGGUCAGGCUAUCCGCUGGGCCAUGAUCGUAGGUGGAGAGUCGCUCGACGAGCAGUUUGCCAUCAUGUCCAACAACCCGGAUGUCGUCAUUGCCACACCCGGUCGAAUGCUCCAUCUCACCGUCGAGAUGAAUCUCGAUCUCAAGUCGGUCGACUAUGUCGUCUUUGACGAGGCCGAUCGUCUUUUCGAAAUGGGUUUCGCAGAACAGCUGGAGGAAAUGCUCCUUCGUCUGCCGCCGACAAGACAGACGUUGCUGUUCAGUGCUACGCUGCCCAAGAAGCUCGUCGAAUUCGCCAAGGCUGGUUUGCAGGCCAAUCCCAAGCUCCUGCGUCUCGAUGCGGAUAGCAAGAUCAGCGCCGAUCUGCGCAUGGCCUUUUUCAGCGUCAAACCGUCCGAGAAGGAGGCUGCUCUCUUGCUGCUGCUGCGAGACGUCAUCGGCGUUCCUCUCGGCGAACAGGCCGCACCGGAUCUAGAAGAAGAAGCUCAGUUCAACGAAGAUGCGAGCAACGACGAAGGGCACGGGCGUGGCUACGGCAAUAGGCGAUCCGAUUUCAAGGGCAAAGCCAAGGCGGACAAGGGCAAGGACUUUGCGGGCAAGCGCAAACGCGGUCCAGCGGGAGGCGCACUCGAACUGCUUCCGCACCAGACCAUCAUUUUUUGCGCCACCAAGUACCACGUCGAGUACCUGCUGCUGCUCCUUACCACCACCGGCUAUGCAUGCUCGCACAUCUACUCGUCGCUCGACCAGGCCACACGAGGUAUCCAGAUGUCCCGUUUCCGACGCGGCCAGACGAGUCUGUUGAUCGUCACCGACGUCGCGGCUCGUGGUAUCGAUCUGCCCGUGCUCGAGCAUGUGGUUAACUUUGACUUUCCCCCGCAGCCGCGUACGUUUGUCCACCGAGUCGGACGUACCGCGCGUGCGGGUAAGAACGGUUGGGCGUGGAGCAUGUGCACCAAUGCCGAGCUGCCGUAUCUGUGCGAUCUGCAGCUCUUCCUUGCGCGCCCGCUCGUCUCGUCGCACACGGCCAUCGCUGCCAUCGCCGGCGACGGCAAAAAUGUCGCAGCCGCAGACGCGCUCGGUCUGCACGAGAGUCUCGUGCUCGGCACAUUCCCUCGCGAAGCGCUCGAUCUCGAAACAGAGUACAUUACCUCGUCGCUCACCAACACUUCCUCGUCGACUGCACACGACUUCCCCGCGCUCCGACAGGUCGCCGAACGCGCGCAGCAGAAGUACGAAAAGUCGAUCGCAAAGGCCUCGCAAGAGUCGCACCGUCGUGCCAAGGAGAUGAUCAAGCUCGGCAGCAUCGAGCAGAUCAACAUCCGCACCGCUGCCGGUACCGAGGGCGAAGUACCUGAGUGGACGCUGGCCGGUUCGCCGCUUGAAGAGAUGGCCGUGCACGACGUCAUCAAGCGACCCGAGGUGUACUCUUUGAACGGUGCAAAGAUGGCCGAGGCCGCGAGAAGCCUGUUGGGCACUUCGACUGCGGUUGCGGGCAAGAGCGAUGGGAAGGCGGCGGUCAAGGAGGCGGAAGAGGCGGCGGCGAGGGCAGCGUUGCUGGCCAAGGUGAAUGCCUUCCGUCCGCACGAGACAGUGUUUGAGAUUGGCAUUCGUGGUGACGCUACGCCGUUGGGUGCGCUCAUGCGCAGUAGAAGACAGACGAUGGACGUCAAGACCAAGAGGGCAGAGGCUUUGGAAGCGCGAAAGAGGGCCAUGGAGGGCGGUGGCGGAGAGGAUGACGACGCCGUGCCAAGCAAGAAGGGCAAGAAGAAAGCCGCUGCUACCAAGGAUGGAGUGGACGAGGAUGACACAGCCGCUUUGGCGGACCAGACAGUGGAUCUGGAGCAAGCCGAUGAAGCCGAGAUCCUGGCUGCCUUCGAUACGGGCUCCUCCAAGAAGGUCGCAAAGCCUCUACGCGACGCAGCCGAGUCCGAGUCCGAGUCCGAAGCCUCCGACGCCUCCGACUCUGAUUCUGACGCCGACACCACGGCUCCACCCGCCAAGCGCACUCGCACCGCCACCUCUGGCAAAUCCAGCAAACCCACGCCCACCUCGUACCGCGAUCCCAACUUCUACCUCUCCUACGAGCAGGAGGGUUCGCGCUCCGAACGCGGCUAUUCACUCAACAACCCGCGCAGCGGCGGGAUCGACUCUUUCAUCCAACAAGCCUCCGCCGCCUCGUUCGACAUCGCCGGCGACGACGCCACACUGGGCACGCAGACGCAGCGGCCCAAUGUGACGCGCUGGGACAGCAAGAAGAAAAAGUUCAUCCAGGGCACCGUGGGCGCGGAUAACAAGAAGAUGAUCCGCACCGAGUCCGGUGUUCGGCUGCCCGCCUCGUUCCGAUCCGGACGCUUUGAGGAGUGGAAGCGCGAGAAGCGUGUCGACAUUCCGAAGACGGGCGAGGUGGAGAGGGCUGGUGGCAGCAGUAACGGAGGACAACGCGAGCCGAUGGGCAGCGUCAUGGGCUUGAAACGGUUCAGGCACAACAAGGAGACGCCGGCCAAGGGCGCCGGUGGAGCGGUGCCGCAGGUGUUUGGAAAGGGCAGGCCCGGCCAGGCCAAGAGACAGGCUGCCAAGGAUGAAGUCAAGAGCGCCCGCCAGAUUCAGAAGGAGCGAGAGAUCAAGCAGCAGAGGAGGGAGAAGAACGCAAGGCCGAGCCAGAAGGACGGUAAAGGCAGGGGCGGGGGAGGCGGACGCGGUGGACGCGGUGGUGGACGAGGUGGCGGCAGGGGAGGUGCAAGAGGUGGUGCAAGAGGAGGCGGACGAGGAGGCGGACGAGGGGGAAGGAGGUAA
Sporisorium graminicola is the source of this 3582-nucleotide messenger RNA. RefSeq lists its product as uncharacterized. The coding region runs from base 1 to 3582 and encodes 1193 amino acids. Lineage: Eukaryota; Fungi; Basidiomycota; Ustilaginomycetes; Ustilaginales; Ustilaginaceae. Gene Ontology annotation, molecular function: RNA helicase activity; ATP binding; RNA binding. The record is from RefSeq and is a predicted model, not a curated record. The transcript has a single exon. Gene Ontology annotation, cellular component: nucleus.